UAGAUCUUCUUCAACUCUUGCUGCUAGCUACUUUACUUUGAAAAAAGAAGAGAAAUUAUCAUUUGAAAGAGUCAUGUCAAUCGAUAAGUCAUGGAUUGGAAAACCACGAACCACGCAUGAGUAUAAAGAUGGUUUAAACAAGUUUUUGGAUUUUGCUUUUGAGCAUCGAUCUCUCGCGGGUCGUCAGAUUAAAUGCCCUUGUCCGGUGUGUGGUUUUGGCAAGUGGCAAACAAGAGAGAAAGUUUUUGAACAUUUAAUAGUCAAGCCAUUUCCAGAAAACUACAAAGUUUGGUAUUGGCAUGGUGAAGAAGUAGUUGGAGUUGGGUCACAAGUUCAUCAAACUAGUCACAUUGUACAAGAUGAUUCGACAUCUCAGCAUCCAAUGGUAACAAUGCUCAAUGACGCGUUUGGAGUUGCUGGACCUGACUUGAAUGAAGAUGGAGAUGGAGAUGAAGACAACAUAGAAGAUGGAGACGGAGACAAUGUAGAAAAUGAAGAGCACAAUGGAGAAAAUGUAGAAUUUUACAAGUUGUUAGAAGAUGGCAAUGAACAAUUGUAUGAAAGGUGCACAAAGUAUUCAAAAUUGUCUUUCUUAAUUAGUCUGUAUCACAUAAAGUGCUUAUAUAGAAUAAGCGACAAAGCCAUGACCGAAAUUCUCAAGUUAUUAAAAGAUGCCUUUGGAAAUGCAGAGAUUUCAAAUAUAUUCUAUGAGGCCAAGAAAACCAUAAAUAAACUAGGGCUUAAUUAUACCAAGAUACCUGCUUACCCUAAUGAUUGCAUAUUAUAUUGGGGGAGGAGGAAGAUUUGCAAGAAUGCAAAAGAUGCAAGACAUCUAAAUGGAGCGAUGCUAAAAAGAAGAAACCAGCAAAGAUCUUGCGAUACUUUCCACUAAAACCGAGACUUCAACGAUUAUUCAUGUGUUCUAAGACUGCUCAAUCAAUGCAAUGGCAUGCUUUGGCAGAAAAGAAAGAUUCGAAGAUAAGGCAUCCGCGGGAUUCUGAAGCUUGGAAGACAUUUGAUUUACUUCAUGAUAGGUUUGCCGAAGAUCCUCGAAAUGUACGUCUUGGUCUUGCAGCUGAUGGAUUCAACCCCUUUGGAGCUAUGCGUACAAACUAUAGCGUUUGGCCAGUGGUGCUUAUUCCAUACAAUCGGCCUCCAUGGGAGUGCAUGAAGCCAACAUCACUUAUCUUGUCAAUAUAUCCUGGUAAAAACGGCAGUUAAAAAAUGCCAUUUUAAUCGAAAAGGAUGCCAUUAAACCCUGGUAAAAACGGCGGUUAUAAACGCCAUUUUAAACGAAAAGGAUGCCAUUAAAUACAGGUAAAAACGGCGGUUAUAAACCACCAUUUUAACCGCCAAAAACCGCCGUAUUAUCCAUUGGUUAUUACGGCGGUUUUUGAAAACCGCCGUAAUAACCAGAAUGGCGCCCAGAAUUCUGGCGUUUCUUGGGGGUGCCAUUUUCGGUAAUAAUGGCGGUUGUAACCGCCGUAAUUACCUUAAAAAACCGUCAUUUUAACCCUUUUUUUUGUAGUGUAGAGAUUCAGUUUACAACUCAUGACAUUUUACACUUCUUAUUGUAUCUUCUAUGGCAUGAGUAUCUAAACCUCAUAGGUGGGGGUGAAGAGCUCGGCUGUGUUUCAAUGGAUUAAUGCAAUUACUACUGUUUUCUAUUCAAUCAUGCUUGAUUCUAUUCUAAGAUACUCACUCAUACUUCAAUAUAGAGAAUCUG
This is a messenger RNA of Arachis ipaensis, 1726 nucleotides long. The record is from RefSeq and is a predicted model, not a curated record. NCBI's taxonomy places the organism in Eukaryota, Viridiplantae, Streptophyta, Magnoliopsida, Fabales, Fabaceae.